Girardinichthys multiradiatus is the source of this 3545-nucleotide messenger RNA. RefSeq names its product olfactory receptor class A-like protein 4. The transcript has 2 exons. Gene Ontology annotation, cellular component: membrane. Lineage: Eukaryota; Metazoa; Chordata; Actinopteri; Cyprinodontiformes; Goodeidae. Gene Ontology annotation, biological process: G protein-coupled receptor signaling pathway. The record is from RefSeq and is a predicted model, not a curated record. Gene Ontology annotation, molecular function: G protein-coupled receptor activity. Bases 2348 to 3532 code for a protein of 394 amino acids.
AUGCCUUCAGUGUGAAGCUACAAUAUUCAUAGUCAUGAAAAUAAAGAAAACUCUUUGAAUGAGAAGGUGUGUCCAAACAACAACGACAGCAACAACGAAGCUGCACACAGUUGAGACUGGAGCUGGUGGGUACUUGACAUGAGUUGUUGGGCACUGAGGUUCUGGUGGUGGUUCUGCAGUGAUGGAGGGUGGACAGGGUUCGCUUGAGGAGGUCCGUGGUUGAUCCAGACAGGAAACCGCCAGCCCGUUGUUGGUAGACGAAGUGAACAGGAGGCCUUACUCUUAAUCCACAAAGUUGGAGAGCUUUCUCCAGAAGUCAAAAAUCCAAAACAGCAAACAAUGCUGAAGGCGAAGUCAGGUUCAGCUAUACAGUCUGCAAAGGAGCCCAUACAAAGUUACAUAGAGCAAAGAACAAAGCAAGAAUUACUUGUGGCUUGAGCUUAUACCACUGAGGGCAACACUCUGGCGAUGAAUUGCUGGCAGCCUCUGUCUUAAAUACCAUCCAAGGAUGAUUAAGGAAAUAGGGAACACCUGUUACCUCUCCUCACGGUCUCCAGUGUCACCUAGAGGCUAUGUACAGUGAACAGCACCUGAAAAACAGACAGCACUCAGGUCCUGACAUAUAUAUAAUUUAUUUAUAGAUUUUUUUUGUGCUUCCAAAGGUUUCACAUUUGUCUUUUACUUAUUCCCGACAUAUAAAAAUGUGUUUGAAGAGCGAAUGCUUUGAGCAACAAUAUUGGAUUGUUAUUGGAUUAUUUAUAUCAACAAUAAAUUAAAUAAGAAGGUUGUCAAUGCAAAACAAUACUUGGGCAAUGACUUUUAUCACAUGAUAAGGAAAAAAGUUAUAUUUCAGGUAUUCUCAGCUGUCUGCAGGAACUAUUAUCAUGAAAUUGUGCGUCAACUUUAGACAAACGAUAAUGACUGUCCUCAGAGAAUAAACCAGUUGUCUAUUUUUUCUCUCUGUCUGAAGGUUUUCUGCACUCAUAGUGUGAGAACAUGCCUCACUCUGUGGAGUUACUGUGUAACUUUAAAUUGACAAUGUCACCCAUGUGGACAUUUUCUUUCUCAACUGUUUGUUUUUGCAACAACAAAGUUUAAUAUCGGUUGUCCAACCUUCACUUAAAGGAUGUGAAUAUGUGAUUAUAGUGUUUUGCAAAGGGUUUUCACAUAUUGUUUCUGGAAUUUGUGGCGUACAUUUUAGUCAAAACGUUGUUGGACCACUUUUUUUCUGCAAUUUCAACUGCAGGUCUUUUGGAACAGUAUCUACCAGCUUUGCACAGCUAGAGACUGAAACUAUUACAUGUUCUUCUUGGAUAGAGAGCAGCUGCAAACAUAAAUUUUCAAGUCUAGCCACAGAUUCUAAAUUGCAUUUGGGCCAGAACUUUAAUUGAGCCAUUCCAGCACAUGAAUGCACUUUGACAUAAGCUGUUCCGUGGUAGCUCUGGCUGUAUGUUUAGCAUUGCCGAACCUCUGGGCCAGUCUCAAAUCUUCUUCAGCCUCUAACAGGUUUUCUUCCAGUCUUGCCCUGUAUUUAGCUCCAUCCAUCUUGCCAUCACCUCUGACAACGUCUCUGUCACUGCUGAAGAAAAGCUUCCAUGAGUAUGUUGCUGCUACCACCAAAUGUCAUUGUGGGAAUGUUGGGUUCAGGGUGAUAUGCAGUGUUAGAUGUGCAAGUAAGUCAAAAAGAGUAUCUUCUUCCACAUCUUUGUUGCAUCUCCUGUAUGGCUUCUUGCAAUCAUAUCAUAUGAAGGCAAAAUAAAAUACAAUAAGUCUGUGGUUGCAAAGAUAAGUUUGUUUCAUUACAUGUGAGAUUCCAUAGAGAAGAUGUCUUUGCUGCUCGUUUAUAAUCACCACUAAUGGAAAUAUUUAAAUUGAGGUGUAAUGCUGUGUUGCUCUUUACUGUGUACUCCUUAGUUAAGAUUGUUCCAUGAUAUCACCACCUUGUCCCACAGGAAGUUCAGUAAAUAAUUAGUACCAAGGGAGAGCAUGAAGGGUUGAUUAAAAUAUGAAAAAAUGCUGAAUUUGUUGGUUCACUUCUUGGAUCUGUGUGAUCAGGGGUUCAUGGUGUGCCUGACUAUCUAAUUGUCUCCCUAUUUACACUUCAACUGAAUAAAUAGAUAAAUAUUUAAAAUCAAUAUUGGAUAAUUACUCCAUACAAUGGUUAAUGUGAGGGAAAGCAAUGUGCUUGUUGAUUUUGCAGUUAUUCAGCAGGUCCAGAGUUGGUCUGUGAUGAAAACAUGGAACAUGCUGAUGUAUUGGAUUAAAUCGACCAGGAUCAUGGUCAGCAGAGAUUAGCUCAUGUGCAAUGAAUUUAAUCAUUUGUCUGUAUGAACACAUAUAAAACACCAUGACAGUCAGCAGCAAAGCCUCAAAGUAUUCUUCUGCUCCAUACUUGUCACAAAGGAAAGCUAACUCAUGGUGCCAUGCAGAGGAUGAUGCCAUGUCAGAGAUUCUCACUGCAGAUGCUAUUUUGUAUGGGCUCUUGGUUUUUUCCGGGAUUUUGGGAAACAUCUUGGUCAUCCAUGUGGUGUUUCAGUCUGCUUUUGAGAGUCCAUCUCAGAGACUCUCUCCCUCCGAUACUAUCUUAGUGCACCUGUCUCUUGCUAACCUGCUCACCUCCCUUUUCCGCACGGUGCCCAUAUUCGUGUCGGACCUGGGCCUGGACGUGUCCCUGUCUCCUGGGUGGUGCAGGGUCUUCAUGUUGCUGUGGGUGUGGUGGAGAGCCGUGGGCUGUUGGGUGACACUGACACUCAGCAUCUUCCACUGCACAACCCUGAGGCGACACCAUGUGACCUUUGGACCUCUAACCCUACAGAGGGAGAGGCGGCGGGUGUGGGUGAUACUGGUACUGGUGUGGGGGGCUAACCUAGCCUUCUCAAUCCCAGCACUGUUGUACACAACUCAUGUUAAAGGCAACGCCACUGUAAAACUGAUGGUAAUAAGUUGCACCACAAGGCCUCUGCUGGGCUGCAUCUGGGAGUUCCCUACCAACCAACAAGGCUCUGCCUUCGCAUCCACUUCUCUUGCUCUCAAUGAGCUGUUGCCGCUGGUUCUGAUGGUUUGCACCAACCUGGCAACUCUUUACUCUUUGGCGAAGCAUAUUCGAGCUGUUACCUCAGGCUCUGAGUCAGGAAGCCAUUGGGAGAUGGACAAACAUGUGUCCACUGAACGUAAGGCCGCUCAUGUAAUCAUAUCACUGGUGUCGCUCUUUGUGGUCUGCUGGGUUCUGCAGGUUGCCGCAGUGACAUACUACAACCAUGAUGGAGGAUAUCAUGCGGAGUGGCUCCUGAAUGUGGCCCAGUUCUCUGCUUCACUGUUUGUGGGAUUCAGUCCCCUUGUGGUGGCCUUGGGACAUGGGAAGCUGAGGAGGAAAAUCAAGAGCAUGAUUCUGGUCUGGACCAACGUUCCUAACUAUCAGGAGACUGGAAGAGGAAAGAAAUCCCCCAAAACAAAGGGAAAACAAACAAAUUUUGUUGCUCAAAAAGAAAUGAAGGUAAUAAAGGUGAAAGACAAAGUUAAAUCACAGAGAUAAUGAAGGCGAAAUA